Messenger RNA from Cryphonectria parasitica EP155, 339 nucleotides. RefSeq names its product RING-box protein 1. Gene Ontology annotation, molecular function: cullin family protein binding; zinc ion binding; ubiquitin protein ligase activity. Gene Ontology annotation, cellular component: cullin-RING ubiquitin ligase complex; nucleus. The transcript is spliced from 4 exons. The coding region runs from base 1 to 339 and encodes 112 amino acids. The record is from RefSeq and is a predicted model, not a curated record. Gene Ontology annotation, biological process: protein ubiquitination; ubiquitin-dependent protein catabolic process. NCBI's taxonomy places the organism in Eukaryota, Fungi, Ascomycota, Sordariomycetes, Diaporthales, Cryphonectriaceae.
AUGGCUGACGUCGACAUGACUGAUGCCCCCCCAGUGGCCAAGAAGAAGGGCAGUGAUGGCGAGGGCAAGAAGCGUUUCGAGGUCAAAAAGUGGAAUGCGGUCGCGCUCUGGGCAUGGGACAUCGUCGUCGACAACUGUGCCAUCUGCCGCAACCACAUCAUGGAUCUCUGCAUCGAGUGCCAGGCAAACCAGGCUUCCGCUACUAGCGAAGAGUGUACUGUCGCUUGGGGCAUCUGCAACCACGCCUUCCAUUUCCAUUGCAUCUCUCGCUGGUUGAAAACCCGUCAAGUGUGCCCUCUUGACAACAGGGACUGGGAAUUCCAAAAGUAUGGCCGGUAA